Lytechinus pictus (painted urchin) is the source of this 4966-nucleotide messenger RNA. RefSeq names its product succinate dehydrogenase [ubiquinone] cytochrome b small subunit B, mitochondrial-like. Gene Ontology annotation, molecular function: succinate dehydrogenase (quinone) activity; ubiquinone binding; heme binding. The transcript is spliced from 4 exons. Bases 147 to 593 code for a protein of 148 amino acids. Gene Ontology annotation, biological process: tricarboxylic acid cycle; mitochondrial electron transport, succinate to ubiquinone. Gene Ontology annotation, cellular component: mitochondrial envelope; membrane. Lineage: Eukaryota; Metazoa; Echinodermata; Echinoidea; Temnopleuroida; Toxopneustidae. The record is from RefSeq and is a predicted model, not a curated record.
AUCAUAGCUUUGACGCAGCCAAAAUAAGGUCAACGAACUUUCGCUUCGUGGUCGUUUUCGAGAAGGAAUCACCGACGAAGUUUUCGAUUUUAUUCGCUAUUUUUCAGGAUAGUUUGAUCUAAAUUGUUUGAAAACCAAUCGACAAAAUGGCAAUGGCCAACCUGUUUAGAUCCAGAGUGCUGCUGACAAGUCCACGCCUGAUGAGCAGUGCAUUUCUGAAGUCGCCAUACCAAGCCAAUUCACCUGCCAUGCUGAACACAUUUCACACCACCCACCACAAUAACAGUGCUGGUUUACUUCCAUCCAAGCACUGGAAUGCUGAGAGAGUUUUAUCCGUUGGUCUGAUAGGGAUCAUCCCAGCUGCUUUCCUCAUUCAGAACCCAGCAUUAGACUAUGCCCUCGCUGCAAGCCUUGUGUUACAUGGUCAUUGGGGAAUGGAGCAGGUCUUCUUGGAUUACAUCCACGGCGAGACGAUGUCAAAGGUCGCAAAUGCCUCCCUCACCGCCAUCUCAGCAUUAUCUUUUGCCGGUCUCUGCUACUUCAACUAUAACGAUGUCGGCCUCACCAAAGCAGUCAUGAUGCUUUGGUCAUAGUGGAAUCCACCCAUAAUAACUGUAAAUGCUUCUCAUAUUGAAUGACAUGGAUUUCAUAAAUUUACCCUUUAGUUAACUGUGCUCUGUCUAACCAGGUGCAUUUUCCCUGUUCUAUUUUCCUAGCAAUUUUCUUACAUCUUUUGAGCAAUACUAUCUCUCGGAAGUGGGUUAGACCCGGCAAAUAUUGGUUAACCCUUUCUAUGUCUUCUUCAUCAGUCACCCAUCAACUUCUUCACAUAUUCUGUGGGUAUUGUGGCCAGUAAGUCUGACAACUGCUCACAGAGUGCCAGUGAGCUCUAUUUGUUUUUUGCGGUAAAAAAUGUCUUAUCUAAAAAAUGAAUGGAGUGAUAGAUAAUAUAAUAUUUUCUGAAUUGGGUGACUUUUUCCUUCUUUUGUUCAUACCUCGUGAUACUUUAUUCUGAAUCCAUCUGCUAAUUUUGCAACUUAACACAAGGAAUUUUUUUUUUCUUGGGGCAAGUUUCCCUUUGCCCCUAGUUUAGUGCAUUAUUUUUGUUUGGCCGGGGGGGGGGGGGGGGGGGUUAGUAAUCUCAACAGACUCUUGCAGCACUGUUUAAAAUUUUUAAAAAAAGAUGGAAUUUGCAAUGCCAAGUUUUUAAGAGCAUUUUCUUUGUAAAUCUGAAAUAGUUAUUUCAAAGACAAAAUGAAAUGAAUCUACUCAAUUCAUUUUGGAAUAAUGCAUCUACAUGUAUGUUUUGCUCUUUCUUAUUCUUUAUAACAACUUUUAUGUCAUGUGUUACCUUUUUCUGUGUCAACAAUAGUGUUAUGAGUGUGUUUUCAAUUAACUUUGUAAUUUGCUUUGUUAACAUUCAGCAUAAAAAUACCAAGACAGUUUUUUUUUCUUGGAAAUAUGAAUGUCUCCAGUAGGCCCUUUCACGUACUGCUGUGUAACGCUACUCUUUGAGGUCAUACCUUUUUUGCUGGUUUAUAGACUUUUAAUAGGCAAUGCUAGUCCUUUGAAACUUGGAUGUAUACAGAUUAAAUUUGCAGCCAUUUAACACCAUCAAAAUGAUAGGAACUUCCAAUUUGGAAGCAGUCUACAAUAUGCAAGCACGAUCCAUUGAAAACGAUUACACUGAAGCUGAAUGAAUUAUUACACAGUAAUAUGUGAAAGGGUCAUAGAUGUUGCAACAUUUUGGCAAUGCCAAUAUAUUUCCUGCAAUCAAGAUUAAUGUCUUUGCAACAAAUGAAAAUAUAGCAGAAUGUUCCCACAUUCUGGCUUUUCUUCAAGAAUUGUAGACAAAUGAUAACAAUUAUCUAUGCCGAUUUCUACUACGAAAAACCCAAACCACUCUGGUUAUAUGUUCAAUAUUUGCUUUUCAAAGUCGUAAAUUUUGAUUGCUUACAUAUGUCCUUGGAUCUUCAGUUCAUUGUCUUCAAUUCAUGACACACAUACGUGUUCUCAUGUUCAAGUAUAAAAUUGAGGGGCACUAUAAUUUUCAUGAUGUUUGCUAGCUCUGUAUUCCCCCUCAUACGAUUAUGUCUAUUUACACACAUAGCCACUCAAAUCUGAGAAUGAUUCAAUUCAGCACUUUUGAGUUGAAUUAGAUUUCACAGCUGCAAGUGGUCCCCCCUCCCCCGAGAUCAACCAGUAUGUAAAUUUUGAAAGGUAAAAUCUUUACUGACAACAGAAAUGUGUACGAAUUGGGAAAAAUUUGACUAAGGAAAUGAUAAAUAACAGAUGUUAUACAUGUAGUUUAUUUGCAUUAGCUGCUCUGAUAAUGCCUUGUCUUGGGUGGACACUUGAUUUAUGGGAAGUUGACUUACAUUACCUGAUGAAGCCCUUGUCUGCAGUAUUGUGUUUUAUCGCAAAACAGAAAAUUAUGAAUAAUAUUAUGAUUUACUUAGAAAAUCAAAUUUCUUCAGUGAUAGAAUGAAGCCAAACAUUUGUGUGACACAUGCAAUUUUAUGAUUAUUAUUAGAGUGUUAAUAUGAAAAAUGAGUUGGAAUAUUAAAAUCACUAAAUAUUCAGGUGGUGUAUUGCCUAUGGUUAAUAGUAGCAUGCCAGCGUUGGCAAUGGUUGCCGACUGUAGUUGGGAAAAUUAAGCAUUAAAAAAAGUCAAGUUUUUCCCCCCAUAUGACAUAACCCAUAUCAAAUAUGUAAUAAAUCAUAUUGAUAAUUAAACAUGUUACCCACAUGAAACAUGUUAUAGAUGUAAAAAGUUAGCACUAUCCUCUCCCGCUAACUUGUCUUGUAUGUAUUUGCCUGCUGCAUUAUAUAACUAUUUGUUUGCAUUCACGUUACAUGUAUUUCAUGAUUAUAUAUGACACUGCUGAAACGCAAUAAAUAAUAUUACAGUAUUUACCUGCCUUCCCUCUUAAAGAGUAAACAUUCAUAAAUUCUUUAUAUUAAUUUAACCUUCAAGCAGUUGUUAUACUUCUCAGAUAGUCAGAUAACACUACACGGGCUAGAACUACUGCAGUUGGUUGACUAUUUGGUCCUAUUGCAAUUUGAUCAACACUACGCAUGGUUUAAUACCCAUGUAUACUAAAUUCUAAUGUAACCUAAAGCUCUGUUGUAAUUUCCUUCUUGUCUAGAUGUAUGUUUUACUUUCUCAGAUAAAAAUUUGAUUCGUAAACAGUUCAUCUACCUGUAUAGACUAAGUGGCCCGUUUUCUGAAGUCGGGGCUUAAUUUAACCCAGGCCUGCUUUAAUUGAAUUAAUCUGGGUAUAUGAUUAUAGUUGCAAUCAAUUUUCUUUUUAAUGGGGUUCCUGAAUUGCCAGGGCAUCAUAUUUGCUCAAUAUGUAUUAUAAAUGCUAUUGAUGUCGGGAUGCAGCUAAUAAAUGUAGGUUUAAGUCAACAUAUCACUUGAACUCAUUGAGCCCUAUGCCCAAGGUAACUUUGGCUGGGGUCUAUGGGAAAUGCAUAUAGUGUACAGAAAUUUGAUUGUGAUCAAUGUGACAAUAACAAAAUUAGAGAGAAACGUAGUAUUUGAGUCUUUUGAUAUUAUCUUAAAACAAAGCCUAUGAACCAUGGGGUGAGGCAUUUAUUAUCAAUUUAUUUCAUGAAUAUUCAUUACUGAUGUGUUGUACAGAAUGAAUCCACUGCCAAAUUAUGUGUUUGGCCCUCUAUCGGUGAUGUCAUUACUCUAGUGUUCCCGCUUGCAUAGGAAUGAUGCAUGUAUGAAAAUGUGGUAUUUGUACAAGUACAUGUAAUCCAAUGGAGAGGGUUGAUUGUCAAGGGUCAAUGCAGAUAUGCCAAAUUUGUCUAUGAGAAUGUGUGUUAUAUCAUGUGCGAGUUGGCAUUUAAGCAUGACUCUUCUUAACUUUUUUUUUAACUCUGUAGAGCUCUAUUUUGAUUACUUUUUAUACGCACUGUACAUGUGCCAAGACCUUAAUCAUUUGUGGACAAUAGACAGUGAUGGCAUUACCAACUGAGGGUCAACGACCAUUGGAUGGGCACAUAGUAUGUACAAUGCUAAUGAUGUAAACCAUUGUUUUGAUGUUGAAUUUUGUUGAAGAUCCAGUAAUGAUUAUCACAUUUUUUGUUGUUGUAAACCUUUGGAGAUGUCUUUGUGUCAAAUGUGAAAAAAAAAUUAUUGUCCUGCAUCUUCUACGAGUUUUGGGAGAUUCCUGCACUGGACAUGCAUGAGCAGAAUGAUCGGGCAGGAGUGUCAUAACCUCAUCGAGGAAACGUUGCAUGACUGACCAUGCAUUCAGAGCAAAUUGUCAUUUUUCAAAAGUCACAGUCAUGGAUAACUUCUUAUAAUAAAAAACAGUAAAUAGCCUUGCAAGUUGCAGUCAUAUUAUCACCCUCAACUCCUUUCCUCCAUGGCACUCGUGGCUUUUAGAAAGUGACAUUUUGUCUUUGAUCAAUACUCCAUUGUGAAUGACUUGAUCGGUCAAUCUCAUUGUUCAAUUAUUAGUCAGUCUCUCUACACAAAAUUUAAUACUAUAUGGCAAAUUAUUUUGUGAACACUUACUUACGUUACUCAAACCAUUUUCAUUCACAAAAUAAGGUAAAUCUUGAUAAUAUGAGGACUUACUUUUGCUGUUGUGUUUAUAUUACACAGAGUUGAUCCUUUCACCAGGAAGUGAACGCCAACUGGGUGUCGUGUUAAAAAGACUUGUUAUAACAACAAAAGUACAAAUUCUGUAACAAGUUUACUGUCAGCCAAUCAAAUCGAAUGAUUUCAGAAGCUUGAAACCGUUAUUGUAAAUUUGUUAUUAUAGCAAGUUUUAUGAAACCGGCCCCGGGUGUUUGACUGUGUCAACUGCGUGACAUGGAAUUCUUUUUGUCGCACAGAAGUGUGUGCGGAGAUAACACAGAAUUUCAAUUUGAAUAAUGUAUUGAUAUGUAUGUGAAUAUAGAUAUUACAUAUCCUUAUAUCCUAAUAAAAACGAAGAAAAAUCAA